This is a messenger RNA of Scleropages formosus (Asian bonytongue), 600 nucleotides long. RefSeq names its product regulator of cell cycle RGCC-like. The coding region runs from base 71 to 445 and encodes 124 amino acids. The record is from RefSeq and is a predicted model, not a curated record. Lineage: Eukaryota; Metazoa; Chordata; Actinopteri; Osteoglossiformes; Osteoglossidae. Gene Ontology annotation, biological process: regulation of cell cycle. The transcript is spliced from 5 exons.
UUAAACGGCUCCUCGCGACAGGGACCCGUGCGCGCGCGCGACACGCUCUGUCACACCUGAGGCACCGAGGAUGAAAUCGCCUGAAAUGAAACCGAAGAGCUCGUCUCACAUCAGCCAAGCGGACACAGAGCUCAGCGAAGUUCUGUUUGAGUUUGACGCGGUCAUUGAGGACUUCUCGUCCCCGGUGGAGAGGAGACAUUUCAGUUACGAGGAGCACCUGAGGAAGAUGAAGAGACUGAGCGGCUCCAGCGCCGGGGACUCGGACAGUGCAGAAUCCUUUGGCCGACACAGUUUCAGCUUCAGUGAUGAGAAGCUCAACUCGCCUGCUGUGUUCUCUCCCGUGUGUGUUUCCCCCUCCACACCAUUCCCAAAAGCUAAACUUGGCGACACGAAGGAGCUUGAAGACUUCAUUGCAGACCUGGACAAGACAAUAGAAAGCAUGUGAUCUCAAGACAGCACUAUUUUUCACAGAGAAGCUUUAAAAGUCUACAAACGCACCCUUUUGCGCUCCAACAAAGAAACCUUAUACUAGUGCAGCUCCAUCUUUCAUGGAAUAUUCCUCUCCUGCCACAGGAAAAAUUUCAUCUGUGUAAUUUAAAU